Messenger RNA from Ceratitis capitata (Mediterranean fruit fly), 1334 nucleotides. RefSeq names its product 26S proteasome regulatory subunit 6B (gene Rpt3). Gene Ontology annotation, biological process: proteasome-mediated ubiquitin-dependent protein catabolic process. NCBI's taxonomy places the organism in Eukaryota, Metazoa, Arthropoda, Insecta, Diptera, Tephritidae. Gene Ontology annotation, cellular component: proteasome regulatory particle, base subcomplex. The coding region runs from base 43 to 1272 and encodes 409 amino acids. The record is from RefSeq and is a predicted model, not a curated record. Gene Ontology annotation, molecular function: ATP hydrolysis activity; ATP binding; proteasome-activating activity. The transcript is spliced from 4 exons.
UGGACACACUCUAUAUUCAGUUUUAAGUAAAUCAUAACAAAAAUGGAUGUGCUCAUUCAAGAAAAAGAAGAUGUACUUGACUUCAAGCUAAAAGAUGCUCAUAGCUCAUUGGAUGAGUUGGAUAUUGAUGAUUUGUACGUUCGGUACAAGAAACUGCAAAAAACACUAGAAUUCUUAGAAGUUCAGGAAGAAUAUAUUAAAGAUGAGCAGCGAAAUCUAAAGAAGGAAUAUUUGCAUGCGCAAGAGGAGGUGAAGCGUAUUCAAUCGGUACCAUUGGUUAUUGGUCAGUUUCUUGAAGCUGUUGAUCAAAAUACCGGAAUAGUGGGAUCAACUACUGGUUCAAACUAUUAUGUUCGUAUUUUAUCUACGAUUGAUCGUGAGCUCCUAAAACCUUCUGCAUCUGUUGCAUUGCAUAAACACAGCAACGCAUUGGUGGAUGUGCUGCCACCAGAAGCAGAUAGUUCAAUAUCUAUGUUGCAGCCUGAUGAAAAACCCGAUGUAAGUUACGCUGACAUUGGAGGUAUGGAUAUGCAGAAGCAAGAAAUUCGGGAAGCUGUGGAACUACCUCUGACACAUUUCGAAUUGUACAAACAAAUCGGCAUUGAUCCUCCUCGUGGCGUUUUGAUGUAUGGACCACCUGGAUGUGGUAAAACAAUGUUGGCCAAAGCUGUAGCACAUCAUACGACUGCAUCAUUUAUUAGAGUUGUAGGCUCUGAAUUUGUUCAGAAAUAUCUUGGAGAAGGUCCAAGAAUGGUUCGCGAUGUUUUCCGUUUGGCUAAGGAAAAUGCUCCAGCAAUUAUUUUCAUUGACGAAAUUGACGCUAUAGCCACUAAACGAUUUGAUGCUCAAACCGGAGCUGAUAGAGAAGUACAACGAAUUCUUCUAGAAUUGCUUAAUCAAAUGGAUGGCUUUGAUCAAACUACGAACGUCAAAGUCAUAAUGGCUACCAACCGUGCCGAUACCUUAGAUCCUGCACUCUUGCGUCCUGGUCGUUUGGACAGAAAAAUCGAAUUCCCACUGCCUGAUAGAAGACAAAAAAGGUUAAUAUUUUCAACUAUAACUUCAAAAAUGAACUUAAGUGAUGAUGUGGAUUUGGAGGAUUUCGUAGCACGUCCAGACAAAAUAUCUGGGGCUGAUAUAAACGCAAUUUGUCAAGAAGCUGGUAUGCAUGCUGUUAGAGAAAAUCGCUAUAUUGUGUUAGGAAAAGACUUUGAAAAAGGUUAUAAAAAUAACAUCAAGAAGGAUGAGCAGGAACAUGAGUUCUAUAAAUAAGCAUUUUUUUUAUAUAUAUAUCGAGUCAUGCAAAUAAACUAUUGUCUUAAAAUUUAAAAAAA